Molecule: messenger RNA, 1518 nt
Organism: Trichoderma reesei QM6a
Lineage: Eukaryota; Fungi; Ascomycota; Sordariomycetes; Hypocreales; Hypocreaceae
Exons: 1
Biological process (GO): L-homoserine metabolic process
Molecular function (GO): L-serine O-acetyltransferase activity; homoserine O-acetyltransferase activity
Source: RefSeq, a predicted model, not a curated record
UCGUCAAAUCCGGCCCUCGCCUUCCCCUGCCUCGACGCCAUCGAAUCCCGCUCCGCCCGCCUCAGCGCCUCCAACUCAUCCUCAUCUUUCACCUCAUCCUCAUCUCCAACCCCCUCCUCAUCAUCAUCAUCACCCUCCACCUCCUCCUCCUCAGCCGGCCCCGAGCCCUCCUACACCUCGGGCGCCACCCAGACCUUCCACUGCGACUCCCCCCUCCUCCUCGACUGGGGCGGCCUCCUCCCGUCCUUCACCAUCGCCUACGAGACCUGGGGCCGCCUCAACGCCGACCGCUCCAACGCCAUCCUGCUGCACACCGGCCUGUCCGCCUCGUCGCACGCGCGCUCCAACGCGGCCAACCCGGCGCCCGGCUGGUGGGAAAAGUUCAUCGGCCCCGGCUGCCCCCUGGACACGGACCGGUACCAUGUCAUCUGUACAAACGUCAUCGGCGGCUGCUACGGCUCGACGGGGCCCAGCAGCAUCGACCCGGCCGACGGCGAGACGUACGCGACGCGCUUCCCCAUCCUGACGCUGCACGACAUGGUGCGCGCCCAGUUCCGGCUGCUCGACCGCCUCGGCAUCGACCGCCUCUACGCCAGCGUCGGCUCCAGCAUGGGCGGCAUGCAGUCCCUCGCCGCCGCCACCCUCUUCCCCGAGCGCGUCGCCCGCGUCGCCUCCAUCAGCGGCUGCGCCCGCAGCCACCCCUACAGCAUCGCCAUGCGCCACACCCAGCGCCAGGUCCUCAUGAUGGACCCCAACUGGAACCGCGGCUUCUACUACGGCCGCGUGCCCCCCCACGCCGGCAUGAAGCUCGCCCGCGAGAUCGCAACCGUCACCUACCGCUCCGGACCCGAGUGGGAGCAGCGCUUCGGCCGCCGCAGGGCCGAUCCCUCCAAGCCGCCCGCCCUGUGCCCCGACUUCCUCAUCGAGACGUACCUGGACCACGCCGGCGAGAAGUGGUGCCUCAACUAUGACCCCAACAGCCUGCUCUACAUCAGCAAGGCCAUGGACCUCUUUGACCUCGGGCACGACAACCAAAUGGCCACCCUGGCCCGCCGCAUCGCCCGCGAAAACUCCUUCGCCCCUUACGACGCCUCCUCCUCCUCGCCCCAAUGCAGCCUCACCCUCCCCAGCGAGCCCUACCAGGAACAGCCCGACUCCUCUUCUUCUUCUUCUUCCUCUUCCUCCUCCUCAUUCUCCCAACAAGGCACCACCACCUCAGACAACAACGCAGAGGGCUCAUCAGCCCCGCCACCAAACCCCUCCUCUUACCGUCCUCCAGAGGAUCUGAUAAAGGGCCUCUCCCCGCUGCGCGACAUCCCGACGCUCGUCAUGGGGGUGGCUAGUGACAUCCUCUUCCCCGCGUGGCAGCAGCGCGAGAUCGCAGAGGCCUUGCGGCUGGGCGGCAACCGGAGCGUGACGCAUGUCGAGUUGAGCGAGGAGACGAGUCUUUUUGGGCACGACACGUUUCUGCUGGACUUGAAGAAUGUGGGCGGGAACCUGCGGCUGUUCCUCGACUAG